Helianthus annuus (common sunflower) is the source of this 423-nucleotide messenger RNA. RefSeq lists its product as uncharacterized. The coding region runs from base 1 to 423 and encodes 140 amino acids. The transcript has a single exon. Lineage: Eukaryota; Viridiplantae; Streptophyta; Magnoliopsida; Asterales; Asteraceae. The record is from RefSeq and is a predicted model, not a curated record.
AUGGCGCUGACCAGAAGACGAAUAACUAUUGAAGAAAGUCCUUGUAGUUUGUGUGGAACAGGGGAUGAGGAUGUUAUGCAUUUGUUCACCGGGUGUGGUUUUUCGUUUGGAGUAUGGUCUAUUGUGGGUCAGUGGUGCAAUUUCACACAUAUUUUGGCGUUUGAUUUUAGCGAUUUGUUGCAGAUUCACGAGAUGGUAAAAGGAGGUAAGUGGGCGAAGAAAGUGAUUAGGGGGAUCAUCAUGGUUACGUGCUGGGCGAUAUGGAAGAGCCGGAAUGAUAAAGUAUUUAGGGGGAUUACUCCAAAGGUGGCGGAGGUCGUAGCUACGGUUAAGUCUUGUUCUUUCUUGUGGUUAAAAAGUAGAUCUAAUUUUGCUAACAUUGUUUGGAAGGAUUGGGUGUUGAAUCCGUUGUAUAUGUUGUAG